Protopolystoma xenopodis is the source of this 246-nucleotide messenger RNA. The record is from the annotation of a GenBank genome assembly. Lineage: Eukaryota; Metazoa; Platyhelminthes; Monogenea; Polystomatidea; Polystomatidae.
AUGGACGAGUGGACGAAUGAAAGAGUGUGUGUCGAGGUGUGUUUUGGGAGAGAAAUGGACAGUCGUAGCGUCUGUCUGGCUGGCGGGAUCAAGCACUUGGCGUCCGGCCUCGUGAUUGGCCCAUUUGUCUCUGUUCUCCUCUCAAUCCCAUCUCCCCUCUCUCGCUCUCUCUCUCGAGCCGGACGAAUGGCUGCUCCGUGUAGCCGUGUCGUCUGUCCUGCGCGUCGGCUGCAGCCUAUGGUGUGA